Molecule: messenger RNA, 1231 nt
Organism: Rhopalosiphum maidis (corn leaf aphid)
Lineage: Eukaryota; Metazoa; Arthropoda; Insecta; Hemiptera; Aphididae
Product: neurogenic differentiation factor 1-like
Exons: 5
Coding region: 437-1111 (224 amino acids)
Molecular function (GO): protein dimerization activity
Source: RefSeq, a predicted model, not a curated record
GCGCGUUUAAACAGUGCGCGCGAGUGCGGUUUUGUCGCUACAUCCGUUCAGUUUCGUUUAUCUGUAUAAUAAUAUAAUAUUAUUGUUGUUAAUUUUUUACAUUUUUAUGUGUAUUCGGAAAAUCGUAUGUCGCGUGUUGGUAUAACAAUAUAACGACGGUGCGCUAUACAUAUAAUACUAUAUACGGACGCGCAUGUUAUACACCAAUAUACGUGUGGUCGCGCUCAGAGAACGAAUGUUAUAAUAAUAUCACAUUAUUGUUGUUGAUCACACACAUGGACACGAAAGUCGCACAGGAGUCCGCUUUCGAUAAAUCGCGAUCGUUUGAAAUACCUCCGAUUAACGAUAAUAGCAAUACAUAAAAAUAUCACACAGUGACCCGAACCGGAAGACCGACUGAGGCAGUACAUCGACGAUCACGAGAUAUUUAAUUUCUAUGCUGGGUAGUGAUCUUCAAUCAGAAGAAGAUAUGUUAGACGGACUUCAACUUCGUGGACGAUCUUUCGAAGUUUCAACUGACCACUCUAGAUCACCCAGCACAGAAGAUGGUUCGUUUUAUCACCCAGACAACAAUAAUGCAUCCGAAGACGAUGACGAAAAUGUUAAAAGCGAUUCGGAGAGUUCUGACGAGAAAUCGCGAAGGUCUGUGGCGGCGGGCAAGCGAAAACGACGGACGAGUAUAGACGAAGACGACGGCGACGAACCGAUUGUACCAAAAACGAGAAAAUGUCGCAGGAGCAUCCGGCAAAGGCAAUCGGUGGAGGUGUUGUCGGCCAAAGACAGGAACAUGCGAAGGCUGGAGAGCAACGAGCGGGAACGAUUACGCAUGCACUCAUUAAACGAUGCUUUCGAGAAACUGCGUGAAGUUGUGCCUCAUGUAAAAAUGGGACGUAAACUAUCAAAGUUGGAAACAUUGACAUUGGCGAAAAACUACAUAAUGGCAUUGACUAACGUCAUAUGUGAAAUGAGAGGCGAGCAAAAACCAUUUACUUUUGACGAUCCCGAUCAAGCCGAAAAUGACUAUGCAUCAAGUAACGAUGGUGGAUUUGAAUCGGGUAAUAGUACAAAAACUCCCUCGAACGUGGAACAAGAGUUACUAUCAUCGGACUAAUAAAAAGAAAAUUCCAUUUCCUAUAUUAUACAUAAACCAAAUCUGUUCGUUAGUUUAUAAAUGAAACUUUUUUUUUACCUGAUAGGUAUUUUUAUGAUAAGAUUUAUUUUUGUCUUGAUA